CCGCUGCCCGCCGUGAACUUUCUCCCCGGUGAGUCACUUCCCUUCGCGCCCGGCGCCAAGGUCCCCUGCCCCGGCCCGCCAGCGCCAUGGCUGCGGGGAGCCCCGCGCCCGCCCUUCCCGCGUCCCAGCACCUCCGCGCGCUGCUCUACGCCGUGCAGCCCAGCGAGAGCUCCUUCCGCAGCCUGCACGAGGUGCCCAGCUACGUGGACCAGGUUGUUCCACUAUUCGUUGUCUUUAUUCUUCUGGAGCUUGUUGUCAGCAGUAUUCAGAGGCACAAGCUGUCAUAUCGGAUCAAUGAUGCUAUAAGCUCUCUCUCUGCGGGUAUCCUGUCUCAACUUCCUGAGGCUGUGUGCAGAGGUUUUGAGUUAACUGGUUAUGUCUACAUAUGGGAAAACUACAGACUCUAUGAACUGCCAUGGGACUCACCAUGGACAUGGUAUUUGACACUACUGGGAGUAGACUUUACAUAUUACUGGUUCCAUCGCCUGGCUCAUGGAACGCAGAUAAUUUGUCUCUCAACAGGUUGUGGAAAUCUCAGACCUUCACCUGAAUUUUGUCCCUCAGAUGCAACCCUUCCAACUCUUUGGUAGUAUACCUCCAUUAAGGCUGUCCUAUUAGAAAUGCUUUAUUGACUACGAAGACUGCCAGGGAUCUCUGAUGGUGAGGUAGCUCCAUGGAAGAUGUGCAAAAUGUGUUGAAGCUGUGUUAAGACUUCAUGGCUAGAUUCCAAAGGAAUGGAAGGAGGACAGUGUGCUUUCCUGCACGUUCCUUGGGAAGUGCCUUAGACUGGAUGGAGAGGACUUCACAAGGGAUGUACAAAGGGAGGGUGCUACCAAAGAGGCUGAUUCACUUUUCUGAGAAGUUGCAUGAUCCAUAUAUGGCUCAGAGGAAGUGUUUUGUCAUAGUCUAACCCCCAGAAUGAAUCAGGAAUUCUGAAUGCAAAGCAACGAACAGCUUCUGGAGAUGCAAGCUUUGGGAGGUGGGAGGGUGUUGUUUUUCCUAAUAUAUAAAUACUGCACAAUACUAAUCCUAGUAAAGUCAACCAGUUCAUUAGUUCAUAAAAUGAUAUUUUCAUUUUUGAGCCAUUUGGGUGUACAAUAUUUUGACAGAAAAAGAAACCAAGCAAACUGCAAAAGUAACACUUGUCAAAAUCUGACUUUACCGUUCCUAUUUGUUUGGAAUUUAUUGUUCAGACACUAGAAUCUUAGUUACUUUUUUUGUCUGAUCCUUUCAUGCCAUUACAUAUUGACUGUUCUCUGUAUUUAAUAAUAAUUAUUAUUAAUGUGUAUUUAAUAAUGGUUCCUGAAGUUAGCAUACAGUGAAGGGUUUAUUAGUAGGCUUUAACAAUGAGAGUUGGUGGUAUGCUGGGAGAACUUCCAGAUUUACAGAUUCAUUGUAGUUAACAAAUUACAUUGUAAAGUGUGACUUUUGUGAUUAGAAAUGCUUUUUCCACAGGGAAAAUGUAUAUUCCUUUCAAAAUAUAAUAAAU
Messenger RNA from Alligator sinensis (Chinese alligator), 1489 nucleotides. Its product is annotated as alkylglycerol monooxygenase-like. The transcript is spliced from 4 exons. Gene Ontology annotation, cellular component: endoplasmic reticulum. Bases 87 to 590 code for a protein of 167 amino acids. Lineage: Eukaryota; Metazoa; Chordata; Crocodylia; Alligatoridae. The record is from RefSeq and is a predicted model, not a curated record.